Messenger RNA from Didymodactylos carnosus, 2428 nucleotides. The record is from the annotation of a GenBank genome assembly. Lineage: Eukaryota; Metazoa; Rotifera; Eurotatoria; Philodinida; Philodinidae.
AUGAAACUAGAACAAGAAAAAAGAUUGUACAAAAAACUACAAGAACUAGAAGUUGAGAAGAACCAAAAUUCUACUAGAAACGUGUCGUUACGAUUGAGUAAUUUAACUAACCGCGGAACACAGUCGAAAGUUGUCAAUUUAUCAUCGACAGUUCUGAACAAAGAUGAGGAAUGUCUAUUGGGUUUGGGUUUAAGUUAUAUUCCUACCAGUAAAGUAGAUUCAACAAAGUACGUUGCUAAAUCGAUUGCAGGUGUAGAAUCGGGGAUUUACAAAUAUGCUCCAGUAAUUAAAGAAAAGAUUGUAACGUCCGUUAGAAAUACCAUAGAUAAUCACUUAAAACAGUUAUUUGCACAACAUCGGAAAAAUAAAAAUCUUACAAAAGAACAAUAUUUGGCUAUUAAAAAUUUAAAAGAUGAUGAUUACAUUAUUGUUGUACCUGCAGAUAAAGGGGGAAAACUUGUAGUCAUGGAAGUGAAUGAUUAUAUAGAAAAGAUUGAAAGUAAAUUAAAUUCUCCGAAUUAUACAAAAUUGAAUGACGACUCAACAGAAAGCAUUCAUAAGGAAUUAUCCAUUAUUUGAAAUGAAAUGUUAGACAAAGGUGAAUUAGGAGAAAAAGAAGUCCCUUAUUCCUUAUCGUGUCACCAGUUAGCGUUCGUGAGAGGUCAGCCGAAGGUUCAUAAAGAUAACUCCAUGAGAUUAAUCGUAGCGAUGAGAGAUACCAUUGAUCAUAUUUAGCAAAGUAUCUAAAAGCCACCCUAAAACCUAUCGGUGAUAAAUCAAAAUCGAUCAUAAAUACUAAUGAUUCCAUUAAAAAGAUGAAUAAAAUAAAAACUACAAAAAAGACAAUGCUAAGCAGUUUAGAUGUUACAGACUUAUUUACAUCUAUUGAUAAAAACGUGGCAUUAAAUCUAUUGGAAAAACAGUUGAAACCGGAUAAAAGUUGAAACGUGAAAGAAAACGUAAGAAAGUAAAAACGUGAAGAUCUUGUGCGGCCUCAACGACUUCAUCAGGGAAAACCAUGUAUACCUUGUGCAGAAGAUGCAGUCAAUAUUGAUUUUCUAUUCCGGAAACAUUCAUAUGUUAUCAAGAAUUUGGCGUUUGGGCACAAGAUCUUCACGCUUUUUCGUGAAGAAGUUGGUGCUUCUGCAGAAGAACUGCAUUUGCUUUUCCUGAACAAAUGGGUGCACAAGUGUAGCACGAGAUCGGUGAAUUUUAAACAAGGGGGAAACAGCGGAUCAGCAGUUACAAUUUAUUACUAGAUAAAUAAAUUGCGCCGUUUCUAGAAUAAAUGGCGUACCCAGAGUAUUUCUAGAAUAAAUGGCUCCCUAUCGUGGAAAGAAAAAAUGUGUUCUAGGAGAGACUCUUCAGCAUAAAUGGCGAUUUUUCUACCAUAAAUGACUGUGCCAUUUAUUAACCUCUAGCAUAAAUGGCAUCGCCAUUUAUUACUCUCCAGCAUUACAGAAACAAAGGCUAUUUUAUAUCGCUCAACAUUGAAGGACAGAUUAAGUCAGGCGGUUUGAUAUUAGAGAGAGACUUGUACAAGGACAGAAAUUUUUUAGUCAUUCUUUGUAUUUUCUCGUCUCCUGUUCGCGUAAGCUAUAGGCGGGCCUUUUCGAUAAAAUCAUGUUUCGGUAAAAUGCUUCUUCGGCAAAAUGAUUUUGGACAAACUGUUUUUGUGCGAAAAGUUAAUGAACUAGUGACCACUCUCCCCUCGAUGUUUCCGAGAAUUCGAGAAGCGAAGUACUAAUGUUGAGUGGAUGAUGAAAAAGAGAUUAUUGAAAGGGGAGAUACUGUAAUUUCGUAUUUUAUUAAAAUAGUUUAAAAAUAUUCAAAAGAUAUAUUUAAGACAAUCAAACGUGUCGACCUCUUUUAAAUUGAGAUGUACUUCAAUGAACUUAAUAAAAUAUGUAUAUAAAAUAUAUAAAAAUAAAACUGCAGUUAAAAUUGUUAUAUAUAACGUGUGUAUUUUAGAUUGUAGCGUGACUGCUUCAACUUAUUUCUGUAUUGUUGCUGGUCUAUUUUUCUUUUCUUUUUCCUUUUUCGUUUUAUUCUGUUUCGAGAUUUAGCUAUUGAUUUUAUCUCUCUCUCUCUCUCUCUCUUUCGGAAACAAUGGUUUUCACGAUUUUUUAUUUUUAAAAAAUCAUGAUAAAAAUUAAAGAAAAUUGUGGUAAAAGUUUUAAAAAAUUAUGAUAAAAAUUUAAAAAGUUAUGGUAAAAAUAAAGAAAAUUGUGGUAAAAGUUUAAAAAGUUUAAACAAUUAUGAUAAAAAUUUAACAAUUUUCCAACAAAAUUUAACAAAUUAAACAAACAUUAAUUAAAUUGAUUAAAAUUAAAUUAACAAAACAAAACGAAUUCAACAGACAACUUUUUUUCUCCUUUUUCAAAAAACUAUUAAAACUAUUUAAAAAACAGCUGGGGUUGUUUUUCCC